Messenger RNA from Lepisosteus oculatus (spotted gar), 2664 nucleotides. Lineage: Eukaryota; Metazoa; Chordata; Actinopteri; Semionotiformes; Lepisosteidae. The record is from RefSeq and is a predicted model, not a curated record.
UUGACCAUCCAUGACUGUCCUUGAUGUAAAAGUAUGAUGAGGUGAUUCAUUAGUGAGAGUUGAUUGGUUGAAGAUGAUGAGAAGAUUUAACCUAACAAUGGUCAGGUCUGGUGAAAUUUUAAAAAAUUUAAAAAACUAAUUUGUCCAUCUUAUCAAGACAAUGACACUUAUUGUACCAUUGGAUGUUAGAGCCUGCACAAAGUUGCCUCUGAUGGACUCUCCUACAAUGCAGGCAAGAUAUCUGUACUGAUAUCCAUCAGGGCUGUCUACACAACACCUUGAUUCACCAGUGAGUCUGCUGCAUACUGUACAUGCAGAGUGAUAUGUUAAUUGGUGUGAAGAACAGACCGAUUAAGAGGGAGGUCCAAGCAUAAUGGUCUGGGCAGGAAUGUUUAGUCAUUCCCGAGAUUUUGAAAUUAUCAGUAACUAUACUGCGAUGUGUUUUUUUAACACAGGAAAUACCACUUCUGAGUGCACCUUUGGAAAUUGUCCCUGGAAGAUUUUAUUUUGGCAAAGAAGAGUGGGAUUUCAUGAGUAGUAAGAACAACUUCAGGCAUGACAAUAGACAAUUUGAUAGAGUUUGGCAUGACAAUAUCCAUGUGAAAACUGGCAACAUGUGUCAAGAAGAAAUGCUGAAACAAAUUAGGUCAGGAACCACUUAUUCAAUACAUGAAGAUUCCUAUGUUGACAUAGCACUCUCUGAAAGAUACUUGGAAAAUUACUACACACAGAAGUCGAGGUACAUUACAGAGCCUGACACAGAGCCUGAGGCGCUGGUUUUUAACUUUGAAGGACGAGAAUCCCCUGUGGGUUCAGUGGGAUGCUGCAGUUUCAUUGAAGGAGACGAUGAUUUGGAGUUCCUGAACGACCUGGGACCCAAGUUUAAGACCCUUGCCGAGAUCUGCACCAGUAAAGAAAGCAAGGCGGAAGACUCGGUCAUUCCAUCAAGGCCUACCAAACAGGAUAGUACUGGUUUAAGUCAUGCAGUGAGCAGUGCAGAACAUGUAGUGACAACUGAAACUAAGACACCCAGCCCAGUUUUGCCAGUCAUGAUCCAGCAAAGCACUGAGUCACCUUCUGCCAUUUUUAAAACCACAGACAUCAGAGAAAAUGUUGCAGUUUCCAAUUCAGCAUAUGUCACCCAACAGCCUGUGUAUUACACUACCACCCCAAUGGUUCAACCCACUCGGUACAUUGUGAAGCCGCAGGUCCACAACACCAUGCUUGUCUCAGAAAGGCCAGCUUCUCCUAAUGUACAGGGUGUGCUGCUGGUGAAAGAAGGCCCAGGCUCUGAGAAGGUCCUGUUUCAAGAGAACAGAGUGGUGUCUGGCUCUGCUGUGCAGGGUGGAGUGCUGGGUUACCUCCAUGGCAAUGGCUCUCAGAAUGUGGUGUUAGUGGGGACGAAGGCUGGGUCAGGGCAGUUUGUGCAGGAAGGGAUUGCUGGGCUUAAUCAAGGAGCCAUGCACAGGGUUGGACUGCCAGGCUCUCAGAAUGUGGUGUUAGUGGAGAGGAAGACUGGAUCAGGGCAGUUUGUGCAGGAGGGGAUUGCUGGGCUUAAUCAAGGAGCCAUGCACAGGGUUGGACUUCCAGGCUCACAGAAUGUGGUGUUAGUGGAGGGGAAAGUUGCAUCAGGGCAGGUCAGAGGUGAAAUAUCUGGAAAACAGAGUAUGAUGUUUACAGAAAAAGUGGUAUCAUCUAGCUCAGGUGCACAAGGUGGAAUGAUGAAUGGAGGUUCCUUUUACAUGAGUGAUCUGCAUGGUUCUCAUAAAGUAAUUAUGAAAGAGAAAACUGUCUCUCAUCAAAACAUGCAAGACACCAGUUAAAAGACGCAUAUCUUGGUUGUGAUUGGCGACAAUUAAAUGCAUUCAUUUGAUUAUAUUAAUAGUAUGUUGAUUUCAUAAUGUUUGAAACACCUUUCAUGUGUUCUAAAUGUUACAUGCAGUGAAAUUUUCAUUUCAUAAUAGGGCAGUUCCUUUCAGUCCCAAAAAGCUCUUAUAUAAAAAUACGUCCAGUCUUAAAAUCUGACAUCAUCAACGUUUUAGUUCAUGCUACGAUAAUGUUCAAUACAUGUUCAGUGUUAAAGGUUUGUUUUCUACUAGGUUUGUGAACAGAAGUCUGUGAAUCUAAAAAUAUUGCUAUCUAUGGAGGAUUUACACAUAGCUUACUUUCUAAGAGUUUGUGCAAGAGUUUUAAUCUGAAAUAGUUGUACUUUUACUGUAUAUAAUUAAUUUAAAAGUCAUUGAACGUUAUACAUCCAAAUAGACAUGACACAUUGCAUAACAGAUGUACUCAUUUUGAAUAAAUUUGUUAUUUGUAUUCAUUUGAAAGGGGUUAAUAUGAAAAUGUUUCAGUAACGAUUAAUUACUGAAUGGUUCUUAUUUAAGCGUUCUUAAUGUGCGCUGCCUCGCUUUAAGUAUACAGUAUAUACUACUGCUCUUCUUAAUUUAGUAUUAAUUCUCACUUCAACGUGCUUUGGCGCAGUCGGUGUUAACCCAGUGAUGGAGUAAACGAUAUACUGUAUAUGCAGUUUAAGAGACAAUAUAAACAGAGAUUGAAAAUUUCGCGCAAUAAUGAAAAGAACUGCUUCCGUGACAGAAACUGCGAGACUAAUGUGUUAAUCCAGACACUUCCAAUGUUUUACACUUGCUAAAUAAAACAAUAAAA